UCACCUCGCUGUAUUGAACGCAGUUGAGAUUACUUUUGCUGAAUAGCUCCUUUAUAUUCAGGGAGGCCUUAGGGCUUACUUGUUUACGGGAAAAACAUGUUGGUUAUUUAAAGUAAAUACACUCAGACAACAGUAAAACUGGUUGAAAAACUAUUUACUUAACGCCUUUUUUUCAGGGUAGUAACGGUAUUAGAGGUUCUCAUACAUUUUUGUAGUCUCAAACCUUUUUUAAGAGUUGUGAAUAUUAAGCAUAAUUCUAUUCCCUUGACUCUGUUAUUCAUAGUACAUGGGUAUAUGAAUAAUCGUUUUCACUUAUUUGUUUUUCUUUAAGGUCGGUUUCACUUUUCUGUGUCAUUGAAUCAAGUCUACAGUGUUUGGUUUGUGAAAGUUUAAGGCUAGUCGUUUUGUUGACUUUAAUUAAAAUCAAGGUUGCCGUCUUAAAGUCUAUGUGUUACUAAGAUGAAAAUGCUACAAGAACGUGGAUUACAUUGUUAUGAAGAAGAGUAACUUCCUUUUCACCUGUGUUGAUACUAUUACCUCAAUGUAUGUGGAGUGCCACAAUGUUUAAGUAGUGGUAUAUUCUUUUAAAAAAUGAAACAGGAUAAUGAAUUUUAGCAUUUGGUAGAAAUACCGAGAGAGAAAUACCAUCCAGCCCUCGUUCAUGUACUUGCUGUUUGUUUUUUCUUAAACUUUUUUUUCGCAUCCAAAUGUUGAGAGAAAUGUUAACUUUUCAUUGAAGUAGUCCGAAGAUUUGUAGCAGUAAUACUUAAAAGCUUUUCUGAAAGUAAAGAACAUGGACCGGAUGAGUCCUAGGUCCUACACAACCACGUUUGGUUUCCAGAAAGGUUAUCUCUGUAGCAGGUGGAAUUUAGUUUCAUAUCUGGUGGUUUUAGGAUAAAAAUUUGUUGGUUGGAUAUACAAAUGAAGAUGAAUGGAUGAUUUUGGUCUGCUUCCCCCAAAUUUUAAUGCUAAAUGGUUAUUGCUGACUGAGUUGUAUGCGUUCCUUAAUUUUUUUCAUUUAAGAGAUUUUCCUCCAAAGAAGACAACUGGAGCAAGUAAACUGGUUUUAUUUGGUCAUUUGUUAAUGAUUGUCCUGAAGGGAUGUUUAUGCUUGGAAAAUCAAGGUUUUUGCUAUUUAACAUUAUCAUACAUAAGGCUAGAUUAACCUUUUCUUAUUACUCUGGCUUCUUCCUUUUCCUCCCCUUUCUCUUCUUCCUCCUCUUUUGUUUUCUUACUCUUGACUCCACCUGUUUCAUAAUUUUUGACUAUUUCGUGAGGAAAGUGUAAAACUUUGGACAAUAUGGCUCAAACUUUCUUCCUGAUUGAAGGUCCUAUACCUUAGGUUGAUUUAAAAUUUCAGUUUUUCUUAUUUUAUUAAGAUCUAAUUAACAUCUACUUUCCUAUUUCUGCACAAGAUUCAAAAAAAUUGCUUGAGGUUGUACUUUCUUGGGGUGAUAACCAUGCCUUAGUUUAAAAUUACAACAGAAUUGAAGCUUCUUAAAAAAAAUCACAAGCAGACAGUGCAUGCUAACAUUUUGUUGAGGUGGCAUGUAUAUGGGUAUUUUAUUGUCCUUUUACUUUAUUAAAUAUUAAAAAAAUUUUUAAAGGCUGUUGCUACUUCAGAGUGUUUUAAGGAUUAAAUAAGAUACUGUAUAUAAAUCACUCAGCACAAACUGGUGCUAAAAGCAAACACUAGUUACUUUCCUGUUUGCAGAAUUUAUUCAUUUGUUCAACACAUGUAUGGAAAGCUUUCUGUAUGCAAGGUCAGGGGAUAUAAAUAAGAACAUGAUGGAGUGCAACAAGGAAAACUGCUGUGGAAUAGGUGCUGAAGUGCCAUCAGAGAGUCAGCACAAGACUCUGACCCAGUCUUGGAGAGGCGGAUUUUUGAGGAAUGUGUCCCAGAGGAAAUGAAUUCUAAACUGAGAAAUGGAAGUGUUAACUGGCCAGAGGCAGAAGGAUGGGAGAAAAAGAGCAGCAUGUGCAGAGCCCAGAGAGAGCAGAGUUGAACAAUGACCGUAAUUGACAAAACUUCUGAAUCUUCAGACCCAUCAACCUAUCAGGAUCAUCAGCCUGGCAGUUCUGAGUCCGUCUCACCUGGAGACAUGGAUACAGGUUCUGCUAGCUGGGGUGCUGGUGCUGUUGCUUCAUUAAAUGAUGUUUCAAAUCACACACUUUCUUUAGGACCAGUACCUGGUGCUGUGGUUUAUUCAAGUUCAUCUAUACCUGAUAAAUCAAAACCAUCACCUCAGAAGGAUCAAGCUCUAGGUGAUGGCAUUACUCCUCCACAAAAAGUUCUUUUCCCAUCUGAGAAGAUUUGUCUUAAGUGGCAACAAAUUCACAGAGUUGGAGCCGGGCUCCAGAAUCUGGGCAAUACCUGUUUUGCCAAUGCAGCACUGCAGUGUUUAACGUACACGCCACCUCUCGCCAAUUACAUGCUCUCACAUGAACACUCCAAGACAUGUCAUGCAGAAGGAUUUUGUAUGAUGUGUACAAUGCAAACACAUAUCACCCAGGCACUCAGCAAUCCUGGGGAUGUUAUUAAACCGAUGUUUGUCAUUAAUGAGAUGCGACGCAUAGCUAGGCACUUCCGCUUUGGAAGCCAAGAGGAUGCCCACGAGUUCCUUCAGUACACUGUUGAUGCCAUGCACAAGGCCUGCUUGAACGGCAGCAAUAUAUUAGACAGACCUACCCAGGCUACCACGCUCGUUUGUCAGAUAUUUGGAGGGUACCUAAGAUCUAGAGUCAAAUGUUUAAAUUGCAAAGGUGUUUCUGAUACGUUUGAUCCAUAUCUUGAUAUAACAUUAGAGAUAAAGGCUGCUCAGAGUGUUACCAAGGCUUUGGAGCAGUUUGUGAAGCUGGAGCAGCUUGAUGGAAACAACUCAUACAAGUGCAGCAAGUGUAAAAAGAUGGUUCCAGCUUCAAAGAGGCUUACUAUUCAUAGAUCCUCUAAUGUUCUUACACUUUCUCUGAAACGUUUUGCAAAUUUUACUGGUGGAAAAAUUACCAAGGAUGUGAAAUAUCCUGAGUAUCUUGAUGUUAGACCAUACAUGUCUCAAUCAAAUGGAGAACCAAUUAUUUACGUUUUGUAUGCAGUACUGGUACACAGUGGUUUUAAUUGCCAUGCUGGCCAUUACUUCUGCUACAUUAAAGCUAGCAAUGGCCUUUGGUAUCAAAUGAAUGACUCCACUGUAUCUACCAGUGAUAUUAGAUCGGUACUGAAUCAACAAGCUUAUGUCCUCUUUUAUAUCAGGUCCCACGAUGUGAAGAAUGGGGGUGAACUUACUCGUUCCACCCAGUGCCUCGGCAAGGCCUCCCCCCGCCCAGCCAUCAGUCAGCGAGUGGUCAACAACAAGCAGGCUGCAUCAGGGUUUAUCGGACCACAGCUUCCGUCACAUGUGAUGAAGAACCCACCUCACUUAAAUGGGACCGGACCAUUGAAAGAAACGCCAAGCAGCUCCAUAUCGAGUUCUAAUGGAAACUCCAGUGUUAACAGGGCUGGUCCUGUUAAUGCUUCAACUUCUGUUCAAAACUGGGCAGUGAACAGGUCCUCAGUUCUUCCAGAACAUCCCAAGAAACAAAAAAUCACGAUCAGUAUUCACAACAAGUUACCUGUUCGCCAAGCUCAGACUCAGCCUAACCUACAUGUCAAUGCUUUAGAGAACCCGAACAAGCCAGUUCCCUCUGCUACCAUCACCAGUCCUUCUGCGAUACAGUCUACCUCGAGUGCAUCUGCAACGUCAGUUUCUAGUAAAGUAACAAAGCAGGUUACCCUGAGCGAGUCCUGUUCCAAGCCAGUGAUGAACGGCAAGUCCAAGCUGAACCCAGGAGUCCUGGUCCCUUAUGGUGCCGAGUCAUCGGAAGAGUCUGACGAGGAGGCAAGGGGCCUAGGCAAGGAGAACGGUGUAGGCGCCGUUGAUAGCUUGCCUGCUUCUCUUCAGGACGCCAGCGAGAACGAGGCCACUCAGCACGAGCUCCAAGAAACUGUUACUCUAAAUGGUGCUAACAGUACAGACAGUGACCUGAAAGAAACUGGUCUGCCGUUUGAUGGGGCCAGUUGCCAGGUCCAGCCUGCUCUGCACUUAGGAAAUCCCUUCUCCAAGGCAAAUGGUCUGCCUGGGAAGCUGAUGCCUGCCCCUUUGCCGCCACUCCCAGAGGACAAAAUCUUAGAGAACUUCAAGCUUGGCAACAAAGUGAAAGUCUUGACAGAGGAAACAAGUGCACCUGGGACCGAGGGAAGCGCCCCGGAGGGUCCUGAAGCAGCACCUGAGGCUGGCGGCCCUGCCCCUGGGUCCCAGGAGGGACUGGAUGCCAUCACGAGCCUUAGUAGCAAACUGAAAAAGGCUUUGGCACCCUCAGACCCCAGCAUUAAAUCUACCAAAGAAGAAGUUUCUGAAAAUAUUUCAGCAAAACCUGAAGAGUCUUUGCCCAGUAUCAGCAGUCUUUGCAGCACCAACAAGAGUGCUGUGGGGGGCGACCAACUUUCUAAACUGUGUGAGUCUGCGAAUCUAACAAACGAUCAGAGCCCACCAGCCACAGCCGUGACAGGGAUGUUAAUGGAGAGUCCACAGGGCUUGGCAGCAGUGGAAACGGGAGGGAAUUUGAGUCCAAGGUCCCCAGCACGAGCCAAGGGUGACUGUGAGCACGAGCUCGUAGUCUACAUUAGCCAAGACACGUCCGUGGAUGUGGAGGCCCUUCCUGAGGGUGUGGGUGCACCUCCAGCUGAGCUGCCUGCUCCUCAGUUGGACAAGAUCACAGAAAGUCAUCUGGAAGCAGGCCGUGAACAGAGUCCCAGCGAAGGAUGGGAAGAAAUUAAGGCUGGGCAGAAAGUUCGGGACCGCUCUCCAGUUAAGGAGAAAAUCAGUCUCAGAAAGGUUGACCGAGGGCAUUACCGCAACCGAAGAGACCACUGCUCCAAUGAGGAGCGGGCCUGGGACGGCCGGAGCAAGACCAAGGACCGCCAGCCCCGGAAGCAGCCCUUGUCCGUGAGGGGGCACAGCAGGUCCCCGGUGAGAUCCGGCCACCACCACUCUCGAAACCGGAACAGGUCAGACCAGGACUGGAGCCGAUACCACCACUUGGAAAGCGAGCACUCCUGGGGCCAGGAGAAGUAUUACCCAGAGAAGAUGCAGUGGGAUAGAGGCCAGCGCUCCCAUGGCAGGUACACCCCCAAUGUGGCACGGGAGCUGCGGGACUGGAAGUCCUUCCAUGGGUACCAAGAGUAUGACAGAGGCAGGCCAUGCAGUGGCCGACCAAACAAGGACUAUCACAAAGGCAGGAAGGGGUAUGAGCUGGUUGCCAAAGAGAAGGGCCAGCACCAUUCCAGCAGCCCCCGAGCAGGCCUGCCGCCUGCCCUCCUGUUCCUCGAGCAAUGCACCCACAAGCUGGCACCUAUGGCUGAGGACAGCGGCUGCGACCUCGCCCAUCGGGUUCCUGAGCACGAAAGCAUGCGGUCACGGAAACGGAAAUGUAGUGCAGAGAAUAAUGAUGACCACUGGGGCCGCCUGCAGGAGGACCCUUCAGAAGGGCCUCGAGUAAAGAAGCAUAAGAAGUCAAAGAAGAAGAAGAGAUCCAAAGACAAACACCGGGACCGAGGUUCCAGGCACCCACAGGACUCAGACCCCUCAGCAAUGUGCUCUGAUGCCGACCUCCACAGGCACAAAAAGAAAAAGAAGAAAAAGAAGAGACACUCGAGGAGAUCAGAGGACCUUGUGAAAGAUUCACAGUCGCCCUUCCCCAAGGCCACCAGCUUCGAGACUGGGGCCCACUUCCGGAGAGCUGGGAGCGACUUCUCUCUCACCAGUGGCCUACCUCUGGAAGGUGUUGGACGUUUCCAUGAGAAAACCAAACAUUUGAGGAUGGAAAGCAGGGAUGACAGGUGCCGUGUGUCUGACUGUGUCCAGGGUGAAAACUUGGCCGCAAAACACAAAAUUCACUACUUAUGAUUCACCGUGUUCCACAGAAGCCAUGUCCAGCACAGUUUAAAUUAAAACUAUAGAAAAUAACUUUGUUCAAAUCUGCGUGGUGCUUCUUUAGUAAAUACUGUACAGAUUUUACCAUGGAGAACUUUUUUUAGUUUUUACCUUUUCUUAAUUACCCUUAUUCCAAAUGGAUGAACACUUUCUACAACUGCUGACCACUGUAAAAUACUGUGUAUAUAAAUCACAUUGAAAAUAACGCCCUGGACUAAAACAUCUCAAAUGCUGCUUAAUCACAGACUCAGGUUGAUCACUCGUAUUCCAUGUAAUGCUCCUCCAAGUUAGACACCCGGUGCAAGACCAACCGGGAAACCGUGGGAUUAUUAAAAGUACAAACUGACAGUGUGUAUAUUUAAUUUAAAGACUUAUUUAAAGAUUCACACGCUCUCAGACUUUUGAGAGCAGUCUGUUUUCUGUAAUGUCUGAUACUAGAAACUAAUUUGCUUCAUAUUUUAGUUGUAUUCAAGAUUUGAAGAUGUAUUUUAUAGACAAGUUCUGUUUUUGAACUUUGUGGAACUAUUCCAAUCAAUUUACCAGUUAUGACGAGUAUUUACAUUAUGAAUGUAUAAUUCAAAUAUUAUUUGUAAAGCCUACAGUAUGUUUUUAUUACAUAACACUUUUUUAUACAGUGUCUAUUGUCUUGACUAUGAUAUUGGCAUCUGAGUUGUCAGCUUGGUCCCUUAAAGUUUCUAGUUACAGACAAAAUCAUACUGUGAUUUUAUUUUUAAUAUGGAUAUGCUAUCAAACUGUGAUACACUUAUAAUUCACUGGUCCUGCAUCAGGAGAUGGGAGUGGGGACAACUGUAUUUAAUACAGUCUGUAUCUGAAUAAUCUGUAUGGUUUAUACAGUUUGUGUUGUUCAGAGAUGUCUAAAGUUUGAUCUUUGUUUUUUUAAAGAUUAAAAAAGCACUUGCCCCACUGUAAAUAUACAGCAUGUAAAAUUUAUAUAGUAUAUAAAUGGCAGCAAAUUAAACA
Molecule: messenger RNA, 6950 nt
Organism: Manis javanica (Malayan pangolin)
Lineage: Eukaryota; Metazoa; Chordata; Mammalia; Pholidota; Manidae
Source: RefSeq, a predicted model, not a curated record